UGUUUCAGGGACUAAUCUUUUCACUAUUUGCCCUGACAGGAGGAGCCAUAUGUGAUGUUCAAGAAAUCUGACACCCCACUUUAUGGAAACGACCGUUUUGAAGGCUACUGCAUUGACCUACUGAGAGAGCUGGCAAACAUCCUGGGCUUUACAUAUGAGAUUCGCCUGGUGGAAGAUGGAAAAUAUGGUGCACAGGAUGAGAACACGGGCCAGUGGAAUGGCAUUGUUAAAGAGCUGAUGGACCACAGAGCUGAUCUGGCAGUGGCUCCCCUCGCCAUCACAUAUGUGCGUGAGAAAGUUAUUGACUUCUCCAAGCCCUUCAUGACGCUGGGUAUAAGUAUACUGUUCCGCAAGCCCAACGGGACCAACCCUGGGGUCUUCUCCUUCCUCAACCCACUCUCACCUGAUAUCUGGAUGUAUAUUCUGCUGGCUUACUUGGGUGUCAGUUGUGUGCUGUUUGUCAUAGCCAGGUUUAGUCCCUACGAGUGGUAUAACCCCCAUCCCUGCAACCCUGACUCUGAUGUAGUGGAAAACAAUUUCACGCUGCUUAAUAGUUUCUGGUUCGGAGUUGGAGCUCUCAUGCAGCAAGGAUCUGAGCUCAUGCCAAAAGCCCUCUCUACCAGAAUUGUGGGAGGAAUUUGGUGGUUUUUCACUCUCAUCAUCAUCUCUUCCUACACGGCAAACCUGGCGGCUUUCCUCACUGUGGAGAGGAUGGAGUCGCCCAUUGACUCUGCAGAUGACCUAGCCAAGCAAACAAAGAUUGAAUAUGGAGUGGUAGAAGAUGGUGCCACAAUGAUUUUUUUCAAGAAAACAAAGAUCUCUACAUACGAUAAGAUGUGGGAAUUUAUGAGCAGUCGGAGGCACUCCGUAAUGGUGAAGAAUAUUGAGGAAGGCAUUCACCGUGUACUCACUUCUGACUAUGCAUUUCUCAUGGAGUCUACAACCAUCGAGUUUGUAACCCAGCGCAACUGCAACCUCACACAGAUUGGAGGCCUUAUUGACUCCAAAGCAUAUGGGGUUGGAACACCAAUGGGUAUGUAUAUCAAAAGUACACUGCAUGUUUUGGUGAGGUAAAAUGUAAGCUUUUGU
Messenger RNA from Poecilia latipinna (sailfin molly), 1089 nucleotides. Its product is annotated as glutamate receptor ionotropic, kainate 2-like. NCBI's taxonomy places the organism in Eukaryota, Metazoa, Chordata, Actinopteri, Cyprinodontiformes, Poeciliidae. The transcript has 5 exons. Gene Ontology annotation, cellular component: membrane. Gene Ontology annotation, molecular function: ligand-gated monoatomic ion channel activity; signaling receptor activity. The record is from RefSeq and is a predicted model, not a curated record. Gene Ontology annotation, biological process: monoatomic ion transport. The coding region runs from base 55 to 1074 and encodes 339 amino acids.